AUGGCAUCAGGCUACGAUCGUGCGCUCUCAGUCUUCAGUCCGGACGGCCACGUCUUCCAGGUCGAGUAUGCCCUCGAAGCGGUCAAGCGAGGAACAUGCGCAGUUGGUGUGAAGGGCGCGGACAUUGUAGUGCUUGGGUGUGAGAAGAGGUCGGCGAUGAAGCUCCAGGACACGCGCAUUACCCCCUCCAAGAUCUGUCUCGUAGACAACCACGUCGCCCUCGCCUUUGCAGGACUCAACGCCGACGCCCGCAUCCUAGUGGACAAGGCCCGCCUGGAGGCACAAUCACAUCGUCUGACGGUGGAGGAUCCCGUGUCGAUAGAGUACAUCACCAAGUACGUUGCCGGCGUGCAGCAGCGGUACACACAGAGCGGUGGUGUCAGGCCGUUUGGCAUCAGCACACUGAUCGUCGGCUUUGACCCCAACGACAAGACCCCGCGCCUGUACCAGACGGAGCCGUCCGGGAUCUACUCUGCAUGGAAAGCGAAUGCCAUUGGACGAUCCAGCAAGACCGUGCGCGAGUUCCUGGAGCGCAACCACAAGGAGGGCAUGGACCGCGAAGAGACGAUCAAGCUCACGAUCAAGUCGCUGCUGGAGGUGGUGCAGACGGGCGCGAAGAACAUUGAGAUAGCGAUAUCGGCACCGGGCAAGGCGCUGGAGAUGCUGCCGGUGGAGGAGAUUGAAAAGUACGUGGAGAACAUCAACACGGAGAAGCAGGAGGAGGCGGCCAGCAGGAGACCGGGACGGCCAGCGGGCAGCGGAGCGCUUCCCACGCGCCCUACGCCGGCGGAGGGUUCUGGCUCGGGCGCGUAG
This is a messenger RNA of Ascochyta rabiei, 813 nucleotides long. Its product is annotated as Proteasome endopeptidase complex. The record is from RefSeq and is a predicted model, not a curated record. NCBI's taxonomy places the organism in Eukaryota, Fungi, Ascomycota, Dothideomycetes, Pleosporales, Didymellaceae. The coding region runs from base 1 to 813 and encodes 270 amino acids. Gene Ontology annotation, cellular component: nucleus; proteasome core complex; proteasome core complex, alpha-subunit complex. Gene Ontology annotation, biological process: ubiquitin-dependent protein catabolic process. The transcript is spliced from 4 exons.